Heterotrigona itama is the source of this 1813-nucleotide messenger RNA. The record is from the annotation of a GenBank genome assembly. NCBI's taxonomy places the organism in Eukaryota, Metazoa, Arthropoda, Insecta, Hymenoptera, Apidae.
CAAACAUCUGCACGUCUAAUCUCGUAUUGUAUAAGGAAAGUCAAAUGUUCGCGCGCAAAUGUUCCCGCCAAUUCGAUAGCGGUCGACUCGACUGGCAGUCGAAGCUUCGAAAGGUUGCUUCGAAAGGUUCAGCUUCUACGAAGUCGAAUGGAAUUCAAAUUUAGCGAUUGACGCAACGAGCGAGCAGUUCAUUGGUUUAUGUUACUCAGAAUCAAUAGGAUCGGACGAAAGAAUGAAACGGGCCGGACCAAAGGGAAUCCGAUGACGUCUUGGUAUGUGUAAGCGUGCCAAAUCUGGAAGAUGGUUUUACCAGGCCACCUGUAGCGAUAUCAGGAAGUAUCAGAUAUACGUUUCGACAAUGUAAUCGAUUUCGGAAAUCGAUAACGACAAGUGUCAUCCUUAUUUACCUUGCAUUUUUCUAAUUAUAUCUCUGUUCAUCGUGAAAGAAGUAAAACCAUAACCUGUGAAGUGGUUAUAUGAGGAAAGAUAUCGAUGUCAGAAAGCGUAGCUUCAUGCAUAUGCAAGAGACAAGGGAAAUGGUCAUGGUUCAAUCAUUGUAUCCAGUGAUGCAGUUGUUACCAACAGCAAUCAUGCUCGAAAGGAUAAAUGAUCCGCUAGAAAAGUGUGGUAUGCUCGUCGUGCAAAGCGUUCAACUAUUGAUCGUGACAUGACAAAAUAGAAUCCACGGGCGAGUGGCCUCAACCACCGAGUAGAAAGGGACGAUUAGGAAAUGGCGGAGGAGGCGAAUAAAUUCUUCCGCUUUAUCUGCCGGUGCACGUUGCGCCGUGGACGAAAAUUGUCGCGAGUCUCGCGUGCGUUCACGGUCAGUGACGUCUACCUUCUAUCUAUUCUCCCUCGUCUCGUCCUGGAUGGACGAAGUCCGUCACGUGACCUUGCUGGUAUACCUCCUGUUUCGCCUCGAGUCGCGAACAAAUAUCGGAGGAAGAUUAACCAAGUUCACAAUCGACGAAAACUCGCCCGUAGUCGACAAUGUCAAGUUGAUAAGAUCGUCGAAUAACCAGCAGACUGACACUGCAAAUCAUUAGGCCAUCAUUCAUACUCUGAUGCAACACUGCCGAGUCAAUAGUACUUCCAUUUGGAUGGAUUUCUUUUAUGAUUACGUCCUUAGACGCGCAGGCUCCUCUUCGUAACAUUGUCCGUCGAUAGUUGUUCAACAGAACGUUGUGUACCUUCUUUCAAACACAGAAACAUGCACACAGGGUGUCUCAUACGUAUUUCGUUAAUGAUACGAAAAAGUGGAAAUGAGAUAAACCGUGAUCGCAUCUUUCGUAACUAUUCUUGUAAUACUUGAAAGAAACAAAUUCAUUGAUCUCAUCAACUGUGUGUCAAAUCGUAUCAUUUAAACAUAAUUAAAUUGAUAUGUUUCGUACGUACCAAAACUGUUUCCAUAUAAUGCACGUAAUACGAAGAUAUAUCAUUGUCAUAAAAGGUAAUUCGUUAAAUACGUGUUACAGAGGUAUUUAUGACUGACAAUGCGUUUUAUUAUUUCACUUAUGCGUGUUAACAUUUAUUAUUCAAAAUGAUGCCCGAUAUCCAUCCAUGAAAAGUUUGUCAACUUAUGGAGAUUACUUAGAUUCGAGUUAGGGAAAGAAACAAACAUUGAUGCUCUACUACAUUGUUACUUUUUCUUACUUUUUUGUACAUUGCAUUACUUCAUGAGGUUUCGACAUAUCCAGUGAUAACAAAUAAACAUGUUUUCAUAUUGGAUGCAAUCUUUGACUUUGGGCAUUAUUCGCGAAAUGUACAGUUCCGAUACAGUUCGAAAUUGAACGAUCAGAUCAGCACGGUUCAG